Molecule: messenger RNA, 1527 nt
Organism: Xenopus tropicalis (tropical clawed frog)
Lineage: Eukaryota; Metazoa; Chordata; Amphibia; Anura; Pipidae
Product: serine/threonine-protein kinase N2-like
Exons: 7
Coding region: 154-879 (241 amino acids)
Source: RefSeq, a predicted model, not a curated record
GUGUAUAAUUAUUUUUGUAUUAACGUUGAAUGGUUUUUAUUUUCCAGGGUCGCCGUAGAGCAGCGAAUCCUCCGGUUGGCUGAUGAGGAACAAUGUCCGUUCCUUGUCGGACUGCGCGGCUCCUUCCGGGCUCCAAACCACGUGUGUCUGGCUAUGGAGUUUGCGGAAGGAGGAGAUUUAGCUUCCUAUACGGCUACAGGCGGAAUUCCACUUGACGGAGUUCGAUUCUAUUCCGCCUGCAUGGUUCUUGGCCUGCAAUUUCUCCACCGGCACAACAUCGCCCAUAGGGAUAUAAAAGUAGCCAAUGUGCUGUUAUGCAGCGAUGGAUACGCCCAAAUUACCGACUUUGGGCUUUGCAAAGAAGGAAUGACGUUUGACAGGACAGCCUCAUAUUUAUGUGGAACCCUACCCUAUUUGGCCCCAGAAGUCAUCAGGGCCAAAUACACAAGGACGGCCGACUGGUGGUCACUUGGAGUGACCAUCUUCAAGCUGCUUACCGGAACCGUACCGUUUUAUGGGGCAAAUCAACACGAGGUUCUAAAACGAAUAUGUUACGAGGAGCCAAAAUAUCCUGAGGAUAUAACAGAGGAGACUCGUAGCCUAUUGGUAAAUCUCCUAAAGAAAGAUCCAGCCCAGCGCCUUGGGGCAGGAGAACAUGGGGCCGAGGACGUGAAGAAGAGCCCAUUCUUUCAGGGAUUAGACUGGGAGGCCCUUGAGAAGAAAGAACUCGAGCCGCCAUUUAUCCCUGGAGGAAGAACACACAGCCAACCUGAAGAAAGCCUUAAAUUGAUGGCAAAGGUUGACGCAAAAGUGUGGGAAGAAACCGAAUGGGCAUUAGUGGAGCUGAACUACCCUUUCAGUUCAGCUUCAGAAAUAUAAGAAGUGUUCCUCGGAAUGAAUGGAUGAAUCAGAAUCUUCAUAGAUGUAGACAGAGAGACUGUUGGGCAGGAAGUCAAGUCAGUCAAGCGUUUAUUUGCCCAACAGGGGUGGAGGAGGGUUCAAAAACAUGGCUUAAAGUUACAAAAGCAUGAUCGUCAGCAGCAACCUGUAAGGACUUGUCUAUAUUGGUCAGAUCUCUGAAGUGAAGUGAAGACCAAUGUGCGCAUUGCAGCAGAAAGUCCGGGGUCCAAAAGGGCGUCGGUGAAGACCAAUGUUAGCGGGGGUUCACCUGUUCUAAAAGAGUCUGAUCCUACAGAAACAUCACCCAGAAGCUGAUUGGUGCAAAGCGACAUGAGGAAGGGUGAGACUGUUGGGCAAGACGGCAAGUCAGUCAAUUGUUUAUUUGCCCAACAGGGGUGGAGGAGGGUUCAAAAACAUGACUUAAAGAUCCUACAGAAACAUCACCCAGAAGAUGAUUGGUGCAAAGCGACAUGAGGAAGGGUGAGACUGUUGGGCAAGAUGGCAAGUCAGUCAAGCAUCUAUUUGCCCAACAGGGGUGGAGGAGGGUUCAAAAACAUGACUUAAAGUUAAAGAAACCAAAACAAAGUCAUGAUCAGCAAGUAAUAAGAAUAAAAAACAUCCAACUUU